Photinus pyralis (common eastern firefly) is the source of this 1039-nucleotide messenger RNA. RefSeq names its product surfeit locus protein 6 homolog (gene Surf6). Gene Ontology annotation, biological process: ribosomal small subunit biogenesis; ribosomal large subunit biogenesis. Bases 81 to 977 code for a protein of 298 amino acids. NCBI's taxonomy places the organism in Eukaryota, Metazoa, Arthropoda, Insecta, Coleoptera, Lampyridae. The record is from RefSeq and is a predicted model, not a curated record. Gene Ontology annotation, molecular function: RNA binding; DNA binding. Gene Ontology annotation, cellular component: nucleolus. The transcript is spliced from 2 exons.
CACUAACAGCAUGUUAAAUAUUUUAAGGUUAUGUUUUCUCUGGUAUUUAAAUUUGAACUUUUAGUUUUGAAAACUUAGCCAUGCAACUGCCUACUCACCAUUCACCUUUUAAUUUAAAAGAGGUGCAAAAUAUUCUUACAACAGAAAAUAAAUUUAUAACAGAUUUGCUAGGUAUUCUUCCAUUUCCCAAUACGAAACAACAAUCCGAUGACGAAGACGAAUCAUUAUUUGUGGAGAACGAGGGUAAUGAAACGAAUAAUGACGACGAGCAGUAUCCCAACCGAAAGAUGAAAAGUCGCGCAAAAUCUUUGGUGGAGUUGCAGUCUCGGUUACAGCAGAUGUCUCAGAAGAAAAACUUAUCGUAUAAAGAACGACUUUUGAAGAAAACUAUUAAAUCAAAGAUAAAGAAAAAAGGUAAACAAGAUCAGAGGAAUGUCAAGGUAAAAAUGGAACGUGUAAAAAAAGAAGUAAAGCAAGAAACCGACCCCAAUGAUCAAUCAAGUUCUGUAAAGACAACGACUGCAACCGCGAACAGUGACAACGAGAAAAUGGUUUUUUCAAAGUUCGAUUUGUCGGGGAUUGGGAAACAGAAGUCGAAAAAGACAAAGCAAGAUCCACAAACAAUUCUAGAAAAUCUAAAGAAAAGGAAAGAGGAAGUGAAAAUGUUACAAGAGACUGGUGAUAUCAGUAAGGCAGUUCAGAUAAAUGAAAAGGUGUCGUGGAAAAAUGCAUUUGCAAAAGUCGACGGUGUUAAAGUUAAAGAUGACGAACACCUACUAUCGAAAUCGAUUAAAAAGCGGGAUCAACAGAAGAAGCAAAGUAAGAAAAAGUGGGAAGAUCGUAAGGCGAACGUAAAAAAGUUGCAAGAUGAUAGACAGAAGAAACGACAGGCGAAUAUUGAUAAAAGGAAACAGGACAAAAAGACGAAACAGUUCAAACGCGGAGUGAAAAAAGGGAAAAUUAUUCCUGGAUUUUAAUAAAUUUAUAUGUUAUGCAGUCUGAUUUUCUUAUUAAAAGGAAUGUUGAUAACUUUUCCAAA